ACUGAGCUAACUCCCUAUGGCUUGUGCACUUUUGAGCCUCUCAGCCCCACCUAGUGAUUCAGACACUGUUGAGUUUGGGAGCAUAAUCUAUUGUAUAAGUAAUGGGGGACACUACUAUACACAAAGAUGAUUAAGCAACUGUUUGCGAGCUGGGGAUGUGUGAGAAAGGUAUCAGAAUCAAUCAAGAUAUUGUUUUCAGAUAACUUGGGUGAAAAGCCAUAAGCAAUAGCUAUGUGCCUGCAUAACUCCACAGAUGCGCAUGGGAAGAUGCAGGAGCCAGGCUACAAGACAGAUGGGUGAGUGGAGAUUCAAGACAGGAGUCCAUUCUUUUCCUUCAACCAGGUCCUUGGCCAUGGCACGUGUGGUGAGACCCCAAAAGAACCACGUGGACCUAGAUAUAUACCAAAGCUCAUACAUGGUGGACUAUAAGCCCUUUGGGAAGUACAAAUAUUCUAGAGUCACGCCACAAGAGCAGGCCAAGCUUGACGCUCAGCUCCAGAGCAAAGAGUUUUACCAGCCCAAGCCCAACCCCAACCCCAAGCUGGAGGAAGGCUAUCCUGCUUUCAGAAGACCCUACAUGACUGCCCUAGACUUGGGAGUCCCUGGCUUCUUCCCGCCACAAGAACGGGUAACUACUAGGAAGGAUGACGGCAGGUUUACCACCACCUGCCAUUAUGCUUACCCAGCAUCCCUGGCGCUGUACCUGGCCCAGCAAGACCCCUACUGGCUUCACCAGAGGGCCGACUUCCCAUGCCUCAUGGAACCGGAGCGGCAGCCUGCUCCAGAAGUGGGCAAAGGCUACCUUCUACUCCCUGGCUGUCUCUGUGACCAUCACCAGAGAGUCAAGGUCCCCAUCUUGAAUAGGUGGGGCCCCUUGAUGCCAUUUUACCAGUAGACGUGUGAGAAUACCCGCUGUUUCAACGUAUGAAGGAAUUCCAUGCCAAUGCUCACAGAGAAAGCACCAAAAAAUAAACUGGGAAAGAUGUUCCUUA
Messenger RNA from Mus musculus (house mouse), 992 nucleotides. It is a transcript of the gene Spmip9, whose product is annotated as sperm microtubule inner protein 9. The record is from RefSeq and is a predicted model, not a curated record. Bases 254 to 895 code for a protein of 213 amino acids. Lineage: Eukaryota; Metazoa; Chordata; Mammalia; Rodentia; Muridae. Gene Ontology annotation, cellular component: cytosol; cytoplasm; nucleus. The transcript has 5 exons.